GUUCCGCGGCCCCAAAGCUGCUCCCGGUGCGGCAUUCCGGGCUCGGGCCUCGGCGGCCGCCAGCGCCCAGCGUGCGCGCCCGUCCGACACCGAUUCCCUCGCCGCCGGGUGAGUGGCCGCUGGCGGCGCCGCGCAGGGCGGGCUCCGCGGGAAUGGGAGCGGGUCCCGGGCUGCAGGCGGACGCGGCCGUUGCUAUAGCAACGCGCUGGCAAACCGGCCGCCCGGCCUCCAGCUGCGGGGUGGGCUGGCCUCCCCGCCGCCGAGGGAGGCGGCCGAGGUCCCCUCCGAGCGUCAGCUGGGGCCCAGCCGUUGGGACCCCGUUUCCCCUGGGUCCGGUGUUUGGGGUGGUCCCUGGCUGCCCUGGUUCAUCUCCACCUCUCACCUCCACUCCAUCUUGGGACCUGAACCUUUUUGAAAGUUUAAAGCCAACUUACCAUGGGGAAAUAUACACAUUUGGAAAAAUAUUGGGAAAAGGGAGCUUUGGAGUGGUCAUUGAAGCUAUAAACAAGGAAACAGGAACUAAGUGGGCAAUUAAAAAAGUGAACAAAGAAAAGGCUGGAAGCUCUGCUGUGAAGUUACUUGAACAGGAGGUGAACAUCCUAAAAAGUGUGAAGCAUGAGCACAUCAUACAUCUGGAACAGGUGUUUGAGACGCCCAAGAAAAUGUACCUUGUGAUGGAGCUUUGUGAGGAUGGAGAGCUGAGAGAAAUUCUGAAGAGGAAAGAGCAUCUCUCAGAGAAUGAGACCAGGUGGAUCAUUCAGAGUCUCGCGUCAGCGAUAGCCUAUCUGCACAAUAACGAUAUAGUACAUAGAGAUCUAAAACUGGAAAACAUAAUGGUUAAAAGCAGCUUUACUGAUGCUAACAAUGAAAUGAACUUAAACAUAAAGGUGACUGAUUUUGGCUUAGCCGCAAAGAAGCACGGCGGGAGCGAGGCCAUGCUGCAGAGCGCGUGUGGGACGCCUACCUAUAUGGCCCCCGAGGUGAUCAAUGACCACGACUACAGCCAGCAGUGUGACAUUUGGAGCAUAGGUGUCAUCAUGUACAGCUUGUUAUGCGGAGAACCACCCUUUUCUGCAAGCUCAGAGGAGAAGCUUUUUGAGUUAAUAAGAAAGGGAGAACUGCAUUUCAGUGAUCCAGUGUGGGAGUCCAUAAGUGAUUGUGCUAAAAGUGUUCUGAAACAACUUAUGAAAGUAGACCCUGCUCACAGAAUCACAGCUAAGGAGCUGCUGGACAACCAGUGGAUCACAGGCAAUACGCUUUCUUCGGCGAGACCUACCAAUGUGUUAGAAAUGAUGAAAGAAUGGAAAAAUAAUCCAGGAAGUGAUGAGGAAAGCACAGCAGAUCAAAAGAACAAGUUGUCCAAUCAAGAAAAGUUGGAAGGUUACCGACUCGGCAGAACCAGCAAAAAUGUCCAGGCUGUCACUAGCAAUUCAGAAGAAGAGGAUAGAAAACAGCCCACUGCUCAUAAAAAGAAAUUUCCUGUGAAAAGCAAGAAGGAGAAUGUGGACAGCUUGGACACAGGCAAUUCAAAUUCCACCCGUUACAGACCCCUUCCAGCUGGACUCAAGGGAGAACUAGAGAAAUCCUCUGUGGCUUCAAACCAAGGAGCAACAGCCAAAUACUCUACUAAGCCCACUGCCCUGCCUAGAACCAAAAAGAAACCCUAAGGCUCCCUCCAACGCUGAACAGUACAAAGGCAGAGCUGCUCCUUCUAGUGCUAAAAUGAGGAGAUAGGAGGCGGAAAGGACAGCUCUCUGUGAUCAUUUAGCCUUGAGCCCUGCAGUGUGUCUGCACCAGUUUAGAAUCCAAGCCAGUUACCUCCAAGCAGGUGGUGGUAAAGGACAGCCACCAGCAGGCUGAGGGCGGGGCUGGGGCUGAAGUCAACGCAAGGGGUUUUCCCGGUUUGUUCAGAGGAGCAGCCCUCAGAGCCAGGCUGUGGCCAUACUUGCUCAGUUUCACUUCACAUUCUUAGAUUUCAGUGCAGUUAUCUACAGGGAAAAUGAGAACCAAAUGUGGUAACGGAGGUCCCUAACGGUUAUGUGCACUUUGCACUAGAACACUUUGUUAGGAAAUUACUAAUAAACUUACCAAAGGCAUCACAGCAGAAGUCCGCCGGCCAUUCACGUGUGUUCUUGUAAUCGUAGGUCGCUAUAGAUUGUAUAAGACAACUUAAUUUAAAUGUAAAAAAAUAGGAGAUUUUGUAACUGCUUGCCAUUAACUUGCUGCUAAAUUCCCAAUGUAUUGAUUGAAUCAAUAAAAAAACAGAUGUUACCCAUGUACAUUAA
This is a messenger RNA of Myotis daubentonii (Daubenton's bat), 2285 nucleotides long. RefSeq names its product serine/threonine kinase 33 (gene STK33). Gene Ontology annotation, molecular function: protein kinase activity; ATP binding. Lineage: Eukaryota; Metazoa; Chordata; Mammalia; Chiroptera; Vespertilionidae. The record is from RefSeq and is a predicted model, not a curated record. Gene Ontology annotation, biological process: protein phosphorylation.